Messenger RNA from Parastagonospora nodorum SN15, 213 nucleotides. RefSeq lists its product as hypothetical. NCBI's taxonomy places the organism in Eukaryota, Fungi, Ascomycota, Dothideomycetes, Pleosporales, Phaeosphaeriaceae. The record is from RefSeq and is a predicted model, not a curated record. The transcript has 4 exons. Bases 1 to 213 code for a protein of 70 amino acids.
AUGAGCACAUCAGUUCAUGUCAUCAAGACCGCGCACCUCCAGGCUAUUCGCCGGUUGCUCAAGGCAUUAUCAAAUGGGCUUGUUGCCUUCGACAUCACGGUCCAUGUCUCAGGCACUUAUCAUCCCGAAGGCGCGUGCUCAAAGAUCGUGCUCCCACGCAAGACGAAGAUCGGCUCCAUCAGCACCAUCCCGGUAGCACUUCCGGCAGAGUGA